AAACUUUGACAUUUCACCAAACAACUUCUACCGAGCAGCUGCUGCAGGAACGCUGUUUUUGUGCAGAAUAAACAAGUGUUGUUCGCGGCAACGAAUCUCGAUAAAAAUGAGCCGACCGUCUAAAAGUAUUCUCCUUGAUGGAUGCGGACUGGAAAAGAGUCUGAAAAUAGUGAAGAAUGAAGCUGAGGAGGAGCUGGAGAACUUUCUGGCCCCGGUUGCGGAACUAGCGGAAGACAUCAGUAGCGGGCGGUCUAAAGUUAUUAAACCGACUCCAGGCUUCUGCAUCAAAGCGUACAAAAAGGAUACGAAGGAAAAGUUUUUCAUCAACCUCUGCCAAACGGAUAGCAUUCCGCCGCCGCGCGACAUCACCGAGGACGAGCUGAUCCGCACCCUGAACGAUGGCGAUCCGAACUCAUUCCGCAUACCGAUGAGCAUUACCGUGCCGCGCCCAACCAUGGACAAAUCCAACCAAGGCUGCCAGGUGUGUGACAUUGCGAUCAGCACGAAGUUUUACGCGAAAAUUGCUUCCGGUGGGUUGCUGCGCGAGUUCCUGAUCAGCGUGCUGUUCGAUGGGCUAGAAAACAAGUACAACAUUGCGCUGGACGAAACGAACUUUCGCGUGCUGAAGAACAAAAAGGUCGUCGACCGGUUGAUCUCGCACAACAUCCAGAACCGGGAUGUGAAGCAGGUGAUCGAAAGCUACCCGCACCAGUCGGCCGAAGAUCAGGCCCUGCUGACCGAGCUCGAUAAUCCGCGGCCGCUAGCUAAGCAGGCCGGCAGGAAACCACUGAUCGAAGAGAUCGACGCCGGCACGGUGAAAACGGUCAAGAACGAAACGAACAGCUCGCGCACGGUGGUACCGUUGGCGGAACCGGAACCGUACGUGCCCGAUCCGACAAAGCUGGCCAUCUCGCAGGCCGCUACAAAGAAGCCGGAAAGUAAGCUGUUCCGUGAACCGGCGGCCGGACGGGCGAAACAGUUGAUUGGCGAGUUUCAUCUGCCGGAUUGUGUAAGUCUUUGCCAGCGAUCCGGGACGUGGGCUUUGGUUGUUACUCUGCUAUCUUGCUUUCUUUUACGAACAGAUUUCUUCGAGCGAAAUCACGCUAGACGUUGGGGAGGAUCGCAUUUUGUUGGAAGCGCGCAAGAAAGGCUAUCUGCUGGACGUGUUCGUGGACUACCGAAUCGACGAAAGCAAGGUGGAGGCCCGGUUCGAUACCACCACAAAGAUACUUCAAGUAACGAUGCCGGUUUUGGCUGCUUAAACCGGGCGACGUGUGGUGUAAAUGAGUGUUCCUUUUGUUAAGCUACUUUAAACUAGUUACACAGGUUUUAGCGGUUUUCUUUGAGAAUUUCUUUUCAAAUAGUAUUGCUUAAAAACAAAACAAAUGCCCCAAGUCAGUGUGUCUGAUUUCGGUUAUAA
Messenger RNA from Anopheles stephensi (Asian malaria mosquito), 1420 nucleotides. It is a transcript of the gene Pih1D1, whose product is annotated as PIH1 domain-containing protein 1. Lineage: Eukaryota; Metazoa; Arthropoda; Insecta; Diptera; Culicidae. The coding region runs from base 107 to 1303 and encodes 398 amino acids. Gene Ontology annotation, biological process: rRNA processing; box C/D snoRNP assembly. Gene Ontology annotation, cellular component: ribonucleoprotein complex; cytoplasm; R2TP complex. The transcript has 3 exons. The record is from RefSeq and is a predicted model, not a curated record.